Messenger RNA from Ciona intestinalis (vase tunicate), 1883 nucleotides. The record is from RefSeq and is a predicted model, not a curated record. NCBI's taxonomy places the organism in Eukaryota, Metazoa, Chordata, Ascidiacea, Phlebobranchia, Cionidae.
UGAUAGUAAAUAUGGACUUGCCAGUAAGAAUUCUUGAAUUGAAAUGGUUUGGGGGUUUGCAAACCUAAAACUCAACUGACAAAAAUUAUAUACAAAACACAGUGACUUAGAAAAUGUCUACAAGUUUUUUAGCGAGUAUCAAUGAUUUUGCUUCUUGGUCUGUUGCCAAUUUAAAGUUAUAUUUAAAAGCCAGAGAGAUACAAGCAGCUGUAUCUAAAGAGGGUCUGGUGAAACUUUGUGUGGCGGCAAGCGCAUUACCUACGGAUCCGGACUGUGCUCAAUUUAGCAAUAAAGAGUACAUAACUAAGAAACGAUUGGAACUUGGAAUUCUCGAAGAUCCUUUAAAUUCUGAAAAAAUGAAGUUUUCAACUGAAAUUGAAUGUGUAGACUUUGGCCUAUAUGACAUUUUUAAUUAUCUACUAUUUGCAAGAUCGGACUAUGAUAGAAGAAAGCUGAAGGCAUACAAAAGUUUUAAUGAUUAUAGACUUUUUUAUGACGGCCAUGUCAGUUGUUUAUCCAGUUGUAUCGUGAAAGAUCUGGUUAUCAUACGAGCAAAUGUUAAACCUACUCAACGGAAUAUUACCUAUAUGCGUAGGGAGUAUUAUCAAUGUUGGUUCAUUAUCAACCAGGACUGUGAAAUAAAAUUGGCAUAUUGUGAAUGUCAAGGAGGUGCUGAUGGAUGUUGUCGACAUGUAAGUGCAGCCAUGUACUGUCUGGAGGCGCACCACUCUAAUCAACAAUCUGUUACAAGCGGACCAUCUCAAUGGGCAAAAAGGUCUCGCCCAUCGGAUGAACCAUGUGAAAGUGCCCAAUUAGAAUUACAAUCAUUAAAGUAUAGAAAAGAUCCAAGCACAGAAAAGAGGAAUGAUGAAAGCAGAUUAAAUUUUGAUUGCCGUCACACAGAAGAUGCUUGUCAAAAUGAGAGUGAACAACUGGCGUUUAUAAAAGAAUUACAAAAGAUUGACUCAACAAGCUCAUGUUUAGAACUGUUUUUGGAAGCAGAUGAAUCCGAUUGUUCUCUGGUUUUAAAUGAAACAAUUGCAGCAAUGGCACCACUAAAUCUUAUUAAAGAUGAAAUAAAAAGGGAUCCUGUCCCAUACACAUUUUGCCUUAAUGAAAAAUUUAACAAUGAGAUACUAGCAAACAUUGAGAUAGCCACAAGGGGACAAUGGAAAAAUCCUACUUGGUUUGAAAUGAGAAAGGGUAUGAUGACCGCGUCAUCAUUUCACCGAAUACAAUCUCGAGUAAAAACUCUGAAAAAAAAACCAAUGGCAUCAACAACUGCUUUGCUGAGGCAUAUUAUGAAAGAAGAAAAAGAACAAUCUUUUCAAGUGCCAUCAUUGGAAUGGGGUAGAAGUAAAGAAAAAUCAGCUCUUUGUGCAUACAAAAACUUACUAAAGCAUUAUCAUCACAACCUCAAAGUGGUGGACACUGGCCUUUACAUUUACCAAAAAAAUGUGUUUUUAGGCUGUUCACCUGAUGGUGUUGUUGAGUGCAGUUGCAAUGCAGAAUUACACCGUAAAAAGUGGCUGAUUGAAAUAAAAUGCCCUUUUACUUAUAAAUACAAACCAUCAAAACUUGCAGCAAGGUACAUUGGAUGUAUUUAUGAGGAUGGUCAAUGGAUGUUGCAUUCAUCCAGUAAAUAUUACCCUCAAAUACAAGGACAAAUGGGUAUUACAGGGAUAUUGCACUGUUCAUUAGUGAUAUUUACAACCAAAGGAAUCACAGUGGUUGAAGUACCAUUUGAUAAAAACUUUUUUGAUUCAAUGAUUGAGAAUUUGGUGAAUUUUCAAACCCUAUAUUUAUUUCCGUAUUUCACGUCAUGCUUCAAAAUUCAAUAGAAUGUUCAAAUAAAUGACAAUUUAUAUUAAUGUAUGUUUAAU